AUGAUGAAGAACAUGAAGCUCUUACUCUUCUGUUUCUCCGUCUCCCUCCUCCUGAUCGCCUUCGCCGAGGCUCAAGGCCAUGAGGGCCAUUCGCAUUCCGGGAAACCGAAAUGCGAAUGCUCUCACGACGACGAUCAUGAAAACAAAGCCGGAGCUCAGAAAUACAAGAUCGCCGCUAUUCCUUCCGUUCUAUUAGCCGGAGUAAUCGGAGUUCUUUUCCCUCUCUUAGGAAAAGUCUUCCCUUCUUUGCGUCCUGAAACAUCUUUCUUUUUUAUAACCAAAGCUUUUGCCGCCGGAGUUAUCCUCUCUACCGGAUUUAUGCACGUUUUACCGGAGGCUUACGUGAUGCUUAACUCGCCGUGCCUCACGUCCGAAGCAUGGGAUUUUCCAUUCACCGGAUUUAUUGCUAUGGUGGCUGCGAUCUUGACGUUAUCCAUUGAUACAUUCGCCACUUCGAGUUUCUAUAAGUCGCAUUCUAAGGCGUCGAGGAGGAUCGCUGACGGAGAAGACGGAGUGGAGAUUUCCAGCGAGUCCACCGCCAAGAUUCAGGUUCUUCGAACCAGAGUUAUUGCACAGGUAUUGGAGUUGGGAAUAAUAGUACACUCAGUGGUAAUAGGAAUAUCACUUGGAGCUUCACAGAGUCCAGAAGCUGCAAAAGCUCUCUUCAUUGCCUUAAUGUUUCACCAAUGCUUCGAAGGUCUUGGUCUUGGUGGUUGCAUUGCUCAGGGAAAAUUCAAAUGUUUAUCGGUAACAAUAAUGUCAAUGUUCUUCGCUUUAACGACUCCGUUAGGAAUCGCUUUAGGAAUGGGAAUAGCAAAUUCGUACGAUGAAUCUUCACCAAUGGCUCUGAUCGUUCAAGGAGUAUUAAACGCUGCAUCUGCAGGUAUUCUCAUCUACAUGUCUCUGGUGGACCUUCUCGCAGCAGAUUUCAUGCACCCUAAAAUGCAAUCCAAUACUGGGCUUCAAAUUGUGGCCCAUAUUUCUCUCCUUCUUGGUGCUGGCCUCAUGUCUAUAUUGGCCAAAUGGGCUUGA
This is a messenger RNA of Arabis nemorensis, 1032 nucleotides long. Lineage: Eukaryota; Viridiplantae; Streptophyta; Magnoliopsida; Brassicales; Brassicaceae. The record is from the annotation of a GenBank genome assembly.